UUUCAUUUAGAGUUUUGGAGGCCAGCAUCGCGGAGAACAAGGCCAGUCUGAAGCGGACCCACACAGAAGUGUGGAGCGACUCCCCCAACCCCCAUGACAGGAAGAGGAUAGACACCUGCCCCGUGGGGCUGAAGAAUGUUGGCAAUACCUGUUGGUUCAGUGCUGUCAUACAGUCCCUGUUCAACCUGCUGGAGUUCCAGAGGCUGGUGCUCAACUACUCACCGCCAGCCCGAGUGCACGACCCGCCUCACACCCAGAAGGAACACAGGAACCUGCCCUUCAUGCGGGAGCUGAGGAACCUCUUCUCCCUCAUGGUGGGCUCCAAGAGGAAAUACGUGGAUCCGUCACGCGCUGUGGAAAUCCUCAAAGACGCCUUCAAGUCCAGCGAGUCGCAGCAGCAGGAUGUGAGCGAGUUCACCCACAAGCUGCUGGACUGGCUGGAGGACGCCUUCCAGAUGAAGGCUGAGGAGGACAGAGAGGGGGAGAAGCCAAAGAACCCCAUGGUGGAGCUCUUCUACGGCCGCUUCCUCGCCGUGGGCGUCCUGGAAGGUAAAAAGUUUGAGAACACAGAGAUGUUCGGCCAGUACCCGCUGCAGGUGAAUGGCUUCAAGGAUCUGCAUGAAUGUCUGGAGGCAGCGAUGAUUGAGGGCGAGAUCGAGUCCCUGCACUCGGCGGAGAACUCUGCCAGGUCUGGACAAGAGCACUGGUUCACUGAACUCCCUCCUGUGUUGACCUUUGAACUAUCAAGAUUUGAGUUUAACCAAGCCCUGGGCCGGCCGGAGAAGAUCCACAACAAGCUGGAGUUCCCCUCCAUGCUCUACAUGGACAGGUACAUGGACAGGAACAGGGAAGUAACCAGGAUCAAGAGGGAGGAGAUCAGGAGGGUGAAAGAGCAUCUGACUCUGCUUCAACAGCGACUGGAGAGGUAUCUUAGUUACGGCUCCGGCCCCAAGAGGUUCCCUCUGGCAGAUGUUCUCCAGUACGCCAUGGAGUUUGCCUCCAGUAAACCAGUGUGCACCUCCCCAGUGGAAGACAUUGACUCGUCAGCGCCCCCUGGUGGCACAAAAGGACAACAGCUGUCCCUGCCGAGCACAGCCGAGCAGGACCCCUUGCCUCCCUUAGAGAGCGCAGGCCCGGCCUCAGCUUCCACUGCAGCCCAGCAGCAGAGAGUAGCCAUCCACAAGCCCUUCACCCAGUCCCGGCUCCCCCCAGACCUCCCCAUGCACCCCGCCCCGCGCCACAUUACCGAUGAAGAGCUGAGGGUGCUCGAGGUCUGCCUCCACCGCUGGAGGAGUGAAGUGGAAAACGACACUCGUGAUCUGCAGGGCAGUAUAAACAGAAUCCACAGAACCAUUGAGCUCAUGUACUCUGACAAAUCCAUGAUGCAGGUUCCAUACCGACUUCAUGCAGUGCUCGUCCACGAAGGCCAGGCCAAUGCAGGCCACUACUGGGCUUACAUCUACGACCCACAUCAGCGUUGCUGGAUGAAGUACAACGACAUCUCUGUCACCAAGUCCUCCUGGGAGGAGCUGGUCCGGGACUCGUUUGGAGGCUACCGCAACGCCAGUGCCUACUGCCUCAUGUACAUCAACGACAAGAAGCCCUUUCUCAUAGAAGAGGAAUUUGAUAAAGAAACAGGACAGAUACUCAGUGGCAUAGACAAACUGCCUCCCGACCUGAAGCAGUACGUGAGGGAGGACAACGAGCUGUUCGACAAGGAGGUCGAGGAGUGGGACUCCCUGCAGGUUCGCAAGGCUCAGCAGGAGAAGCUGGUCCUGGCAGCCGCAGCUGCCGCAGCAGCAUCCAGCAUCUCCACCUCCUCCUCUUCCCCUCAGCCCAUGAGUGUUGAGUCCAGCCCUCCAGACAACACAGUAGCCCAGCAGGAGCCCGAGUACAUGGAGCAGCCGUCCCCCACCAACGACUCCAAACACCUGCAGGAGGACACGGAGAGGGCCAUCUCCAGGGCUGCUGCGGAGCAGGAGGAGAGGAGCCCCGAGGCGCUGUUAACCGCUUCUCCUCCCCCUCCCGAGGUCCAGGCCGCCCCCCCUCCCUCUGACCCGGUCACGGAGGACGAGUCCCCUGGCCAGCGUACGGUCGAGGUGGCCAUUCCCAACGUGGGGACCUUUGUCAUUGAGUCCGAAGAGGGGGGGUACGACGACGAGGCGAUGAUGACCCCCAACAUGCAGGGUGUAAUUAUGGCCAUUGGCAAAUCCAGCAGCGUGUAUGAAAAGAACGGGCCUGAGACCGCCUUCUUUAAGGCCAUAAAGCUGGAGUACGCUCGUCUGCUGAGGUUUGCCCAAGAGGACACGCCCCCUGAGAAGGACUACCGACUGCAGCACAUCGUCGUUUAUUUCAUCCAGAACCAGGCGCCCAAGAAGAUUCUGGAGAGGACUCUGCUCACUCAAUUUGCUGACCGGAACCUGGCCUUCGAUGAGCGAUGUAAGAGCAUUAUGAAUGUGGCACGUGCCAAACUGGACCUAAUCAAACCCGAGGAGGUCAACAUGGAUGAAUACGAGAUGUGGCAUCAGGCUUACCGGAAUUUCCGCGAUACAACAAUCUUCAUGAUGACUGGCUUGGAUCUCUUCCAGAAGACCAAUUACAUGGAGGCUCUGAUGUUUCUCAUCUACUCGUACCAGUACAACAAGGAGCUACUGUCCAAAGGGCGCUACAGAGGGCACGACGAGGAGCUGCUCGGCCAUUACCGCCGACAGUGUUUGCUGAAAUUGAACGAGCAAGCGGCGGCCAUGUUUGAGUCGGGGGAGGAGCCGGAGGUGAGCACGGGUCUCGGCCUCAUGAACGAGCUGGUGGUGCCCUGCAUCCCACUUCUGCUGGUCCACGACACCGAGAGAGACCUGCUGGCUGUGGAGGACAUGAGGAACCGCUGGUGCUCCUACCUGGGCCAGGAGAUGGAGCCCAACCUCCAGGAGAAGCUGACCGACUUCCUCCCCAAGUUGCUGGACUGCUCGGCGGAGAUCAAGAGCUUCCACGACCCCCCCAAGCUGCCCAGCUACUCCACGCUGGAGCUGAGCGAGCGCUUCGUCCGCGUCAUGGCCGCCGUGGGCGGGAGAUGAGCGCUGCAGACAGCUGGAACGCUCUUGACCUUCCUUCUAAAUCCAGGGGGCUCUCGCUUCUAGCUGUUACUCCUCUGUUACUCUUUUGCUGCUAUAGAUUUUACCAUUAUCAAUAUGAUUUCACUUUUUAUGUUGGAAGCAAAACGGAACAGAGGAAGGAGGGGCGGACUGUUGGGGAUCGAGGAGCGAGAUGGAAAACACAAAAAACAGUGUCAAUCCUGCAGCGGCUGGAAGCCGAGCACACUGCUUCAGCUUUUUUUCAUUUACAUUUUUUAUUAAGAAAACACGUUUGAGGGUUUUUCAUAGUUUAUUGUUGUUGUUGUUGUUGUUGCCAUUUGAUUCAUGCUCCCCCGACCGCACUCCAAGCCCUUUCUGAAGACCCCCCCCAUCUCCUCGUGCAAACAGAUCACCUGCUGCUGCGCCUCCAGUCUGGUACAGUAUUACCACGUUUAGUUUAUUUUUCUCCUGAGGAAGUGAGGAAGAGCCUUCAGAGUUGAUCGGGCGGCUCAGAGGGUCUCGGUCUCAGAGGGUCUCAGAUGGUCUCGGUCUCAGAGGGUCUCUGUCUCAGAGGGUCUCAGAGGGUCUCAGAGGGUCUCGGUCUCAGAGGGUCUCAGAUGGUCUCUGUCUCAGAGGGUCUCUGUCUCAGAGGGUCUCAGAUGGUCUCUGUCUCAGAUGGUCUCUGUCUCAGAGGGUCUCAGAGGGUCUCAGAUGGUCUCUGUCUCAGAGGGUCUCUGUCUCAGAGGGUCUCAGAUGGUCUCUGUCUCAGAGGGUCUCAGAUGGUCUCUGUCUCAGAGGGUCUCUGUCUCAGAGGGUCUCAGAUGGUCUCUGUCUCAGAGGGUCUCUGUCUCAGAGGGUCUCAGAUGGUCUCUGUCUCAGAGGGUCUCUGUCUCAGAGGGUCUCAGAUGGUCUCUGUCUCAGAGGGUCUCUGUCUCAGAGGGUCUCAUGGACCGCCCACAACGAGAGGUUUUAAGUGCUGUGGUAGACGGCCACAGACUUCCUGUGGCUUGUUAAUAAAUUGAGAGAAUAAAGUUUUAUUUAUGGCCCUUUUAGGCCAAAUAAACAAAUGUUUUGCCUGA
Cyclopterus lumpus (lumpfish) is the source of this 4147-nucleotide messenger RNA. RefSeq names its product ubiquitin specific peptidase 25 (gene usp25). Gene Ontology annotation, biological process: protein deubiquitination; regulation of protein stability. Bases 282 to 3071 code for a protein of 929 amino acids. The transcript is spliced from 22 exons. Gene Ontology annotation, cellular component: nucleus; cytosol. Gene Ontology annotation, molecular function: cysteine-type endopeptidase activity; cysteine-type deubiquitinase activity. The record is from RefSeq and is a predicted model, not a curated record. NCBI's taxonomy places the organism in Eukaryota, Metazoa, Chordata, Actinopteri, Perciformes, Cyclopteridae.